CAAGACGGAGAUGAUGAAUUCCUCGAUGAAGAAGACGUUGAGAGAUUCCUGCAAAAUGAACAAGAUGCUGCAUCAGAAGGCAAUCUGAUGAACACGAACAGUAAUUUCAAGCCACAUUUAGGCAUGCAGUUCAAAACAAAAGAAGAAGCUCAGGAAUAUAUAAAUUUCUACUCGAAACUAGCAGGCUUUUCAGUGGCUACUGUAGCAAUCUCCAGAACAACAAGCAAAAAGAGGAACAAUGAGGUGACAAGGAUCACUAUGAAGUGCAACAAGUGGGGCAAGACAAAGGAAAUAGAGACAGAAUGCGUUGUACCCAUGAGAAAAAGUACAAUCAUUGCUAAAACUGAUUGUAAAGUUGUGGUGGUCAUAUCAGAGAAAGGAGGUUUUUGGGAAAUUAAAAGACAACAACUCGAUCACAACCACGAGUUAACACCAAACAGUAGAUUCUUCAGGUCACAUAAGUACAUGUUGGAUGAAGAGAAGUGCUUGAUACAGGUUUUGAAGCAUACAAACCUGGAAACAAGAAGGAUUGUUGCUGUCCUAGCUUACUUGAGAGGAGGAAUGGCUCAUCUACCCUACACAAAGAAGCAUGUGACUAACUAUGCAGCAACAAUAAACAGAGAUAUCACAAACUCUGACAUGAUGGAAGUAGUGCAAAUGUUCAACAAGAAGCAAGCAGAAAAUCCUGGGUUUUGCUACUCGUUUGAGCUUGAUGGAGAGAAUAAAGUGAGAAGCUUAUUCUGGACAGAUGUUAGGUCAAGAAUGAUGUAUGACAUUUGCGGUGAUUGCAUCAGUUUUGACACUACAUUCCUGACAAACAGAUACAACCUAGCGUUUGCACCCUUUGUUGGAAUAUCCCCGCAUGGCAACACUUACUUGUUUGCUUGUGCCUUCAUUAUCAAUGAGACAAAAGAAACAUUUGCUUGGUUGUUUGAACAAUUCCUAAUGGCUAUGGGAGGCAAGCAUCCUAUAUCAAUCAUUACAGAUCAGGACAAGGCUAUGCAAGCAGCAAUUGAAAAAGUCUUUCCUAAUGCUAUCCAUAGGAGCUGCCUGUUUCACAUAAAGAAAAAGGCAGAGGAGAAAGUUGGGCCAUGUUUCCAAGCUAAUGAAGGCCUAUAUGAAGAUUUCAAGGACACUGUGGACAAAUCUUUGACUGUGGAAGAAUAUGAAACACACUGGCAAGAAAUGAUUGAAAAGUACAAAGUUCACGACAUAAAGUACUUCAGCGACAUGUGGGAAAACAGGAAAAAGUUCAUACCAGUGUAUUUCAAGGACAAAUUCUUCCCAUUCAUACAAACUACAACAAGAAGUGAAGGAACAAAUUCCCUCUUCAAAAAAGGGGUUGGAGCUAAAUUCAGUGCUACCAGCUUUUUAAGAGAGUAUGACCGGAUUCUUGAUGUUGUACAUGACAGGGAAGAAGAAUGUGAUCAUGUUUCUAGAAACAAGAAGGUUGCAAGCAAAGCUUUCUGGUCGAAAUACAACAUAGAAAGGCAAGCACAUGAGCUGUAUAACCUUGGAAUAUUCAGAAAAUUCCAGCAUAAAAUGGCAGACACAAAAAGGCUGCUUGUCUUUGAGCAAGAAAAAGACAAAUACUACAUAGUUACCCAAGCUGAAAACUACCCUGUAAAAGAACGCGGAAAAGGUUAUACCUAGUGCAAGUUGGACUGAACGAAGAAGAGUACUCCUGCAUCUGUUGUUCAUUCGAAAAAGAUGGACUGUUGUGCUCACACAUACUACGAGUAAUGAUCCAUCUCAACAUCGAGAAGAUACCAGAAAAAUACAUCAUUGACAGAUGGAGGAAAAAUGACUACAAGCUCGAUAUUACAAAGACACCAGAUGUUGCAGCAGAGAACUCCACACUAAGGUACAAUGUGUUAGCAAGGAAAAUGGUGCAUGUGGCAUCAAUAGCUUCAAAGAAGAAGAGGAAGUAUGAAUAUCUGCUAGGAGAAUUGGACAGGAUACAGAAAAUAUUGCGAGAAGUGGAUGAUGUAGAAGAAACUGGAGAUGAGGGUCAGAGUGUAACCACAAGAACAAUCACUUUUAUACCAAUAGCAGGGGGUGAAGAGGGGACAACCAUGGCACUGACAAUAGAAGACCCAGAUAUAGCCAAAACAAAGGGUAGGCCAAGGAUGCUAACUAUUCGCGAAUCAAUAAAGCAGAACAAGUUCUACAAAUGCUCGCACUGUGGGUCACAAAAGCACACUAUCAAGAAUUGCACCAACCUUGACAAGCAAUACAAUCUACCCAGAAGCAACAGACGAAAGCAGUCGAACCCUAGGAAUGUAAAGAAAGGUGGGGAGAAGGAUGACAGCAAGCAAAGGAACCGAGGAAAGAAGAAGAUGGACGAAUUAGCAACAACAAAGGCUUAGGGGACAAGAAUCUGAGGAGGACAUAGGAUAAGACAGAAAGGACAAGCAAGGAAGACGAC
Messenger RNA from Triticum aestivum (bread wheat), 2428 nucleotides. RefSeq lists its product as uncharacterized. Bases 1743 to 2369 code for a protein of 208 amino acids. Lineage: Eukaryota; Viridiplantae; Streptophyta; Magnoliopsida; Poales; Poaceae. The transcript has 2 exons. The record is from RefSeq and is a predicted model, not a curated record.